Molecule: messenger RNA, 534 nt
Organism: Paramecium tetraurelia
Lineage: Eukaryota; Ciliophora; Oligohymenophorea; Peniculida; Parameciidae
Exons: 1
Source: RefSeq, a predicted model, not a curated record
AUGUAUACUACAGACUUCUAAGAUAUUGACUCAAAACGUGUUAAGGAAAGACUAGUUGAAAGCGCCUUUAACAAAGUUCAGAUUUGGAGGAAAAUUUUUCUGGAAGGUUUAAUCAACGAACAAGGAGAAAGGCAAUAUUAUACCUUGAACGAGGCUGCUAAUUUGGUGGGCAUUCCCAAAAAGACCUUGGAGGAUUACACUCAAAUCUUUCAGAAAGUUGGCUUGAUUGCUUCUCCUCUAUCUGAUUUUUAUGGAAAGAAGAUGGGAUUCUUGAGACAAUUUGUAAGAAAAAAUAAAUCCAAAAUCAGAAAGGCCUUGAUUGUUGAAAGGUUAAAGUAGUACGAAAGAAAACGAGAAAAAUUAAUUUAAAAACACCAAGCCCAGAGAUAACACUUUGGCGAAGAGAAUGCAUCAUCAAAAGAUACCGAAUCAAUUGAUGAGAAGUACUCUUACAAUAAUUUUUUUAAUUCUGACUUCGAGGAAUUAGAUGUUUACUAAGAAAGCCGUGUCUUUUUACCAUUAUUAAAAUUUUGA